AUCCUAAAAAUGACGUUGCAUUCCGUCGUAUAUUUGGCUCAGAGAAGAACAAAGAUAUUCUUAUUCAUUUUAUUAAUGAUGUAUUGGAGCUGAAAAAUGAUGAUAAAAUUAAGGAAGUAACAUUCUUGCCUACUAUUCAAGUACCAGAGAUUGCUGCUAAAAAGCAAAGUAUAGUAGAUGUAUUAUGCAAGAGUGAAAAGGGAGAGCAGAUAAUUAUUGAGAUGCAAGUAUCGCCACAAGAAGGAUUUGAGAAGAGAGCCCAAUAUUAUGCGGCAAAAGCCUAUUCAAUGCAGUUAAAUAAGGGGUCGGAUCUAGUAAUAAAACGAGCAUAUGAAGAAUUAAACCAAUUUAAUUGGACAGAAGAAGAAUUAUUCAUUUACGAGCAAGAAACUAAACGCAUAAUGGAUAACAGGGCUGCAGAAGAUUACUUAAUAAAAACAGCUGAAGCUAGGGGUAAAGCUGAAGGUAUCCGGAUAGGGAAAGCUAAAGCUAGAGCAGAAAAAAUAGAAAUAGCUAGAAAAUUCAAGCAAUCAGGAGUUUCUUGCGAUAUAAUCGCGCAAUCUACUGGGUUAACUAAAAAAGAGAUUGAAGAAUUGAACUAG
Protopolystoma xenopodis is the source of this 602-nucleotide messenger RNA. The record is from the annotation of a GenBank genome assembly. Lineage: Eukaryota; Metazoa; Platyhelminthes; Monogenea; Polystomatidea; Polystomatidae.